Tinamus guttatus (white-throated tinamou) is the source of this 2383-nucleotide messenger RNA. Lineage: Eukaryota; Metazoa; Chordata; Aves; Tinamiformes; Tinamidae. The record is from RefSeq and is a predicted model, not a curated record.
CAGACAAGUCUGAGAAGGAAACCCCAUUCGAAUCCCCUUUCAUUCUGGAUUGGUGGAUCUGAAGCCCAGAAACAAAGUUUCAGUGUUCUGUGCCAAGGUCUUUGUGGCUAGGCUGCUCCAACCUGGUAGAGAGCAUGUGCGCACUGAGAUGCCUGCAGAGCAUGCCCAGUGUCAGAUGUCUCCAGAACACGUCAGUAAUGGAGGAUCAGAAUGAAGAUGAGUCUCCAAAGAAAAAUACCCUAUGGCAGAUAAGUAAUGGAACUUCAUCUGUGAUUGUCUCAAGAAAAAGACCAUCAGAAGGAAAUUACGAAAAGGAAAAAGACUUGUGUAUUAAAUACUUUGACCAGUGGUCUGAAUCAGAUCAAGUUGAAUUUGUGGAACACCUUAUUUCACGAAUGUGUCACUAUCAGCAUGGACAUAUUAACUCUUACUUGAAGCCCAUGUUACAACGGGACUUCAUCACUGCGUUACCAGAGCAAGGCUUAGAUCACAUAGCAGAAAACAUCCUUUCCUAUCUCGACGCCAGAUCGCUGUGUGCAGCAGAGCUGGUGUGUAAGGAAUGGCAGAGGGUCAUCUCGGAGGGAAUGCUGUGGAAAAAGCUCAUCGAGCGCAUGGUACGCACGGACCCGCUGUGGAAAGGCCUCUCGGAGCGACGGGGUUGGGAUCAGUACCUGUUUAAAAACAGACCAACAGAUGGCCCCCCAAAUUCAUUUUACAGGUCCUUAUACCCAAAGAUAAUACAGGAUAUAGAGACUAUAGAAUCUAACUGGCGCUGCGGGCGGCACAACUUGCAGAGGAUCCAGUGCCGCUCCGAAAACAGCAAAGGUGUCUACUGCUUACAGUAUGAUGACGAGAAGAUCAUCAGUGGCCUGCGAGAUAACUCCAUUAAGAUCUGGGACAAAACAAGCUUGGAAUGUUUGAAAGUGUUAACAGGACAUACUGGUUCUGUUCUUUGUCUGCAGUAUGAUGAGAGGGUCAUUGUAACUGGAUCUUCAGAUUCUACAGUGAGAGUUUGGGACGUGAACACGGGUGAAGUUCUGAACACCCUGAUUCACCACAAUGAGGCAGUGCUUCAUUUGAGGUUCAGUAACGGCCUCAUGGUGACCUGCUCAAAGGACAGAUCCAUCGCUGUUUGGGACAUGGCCUCACCUACUGACAUCACCCUGCGCCGCGUCUUGGUUGGCCAUCGUGCUGCUGUCAACGUCGUAGACUUCGAUGACAAGUACAUUGUGUCAGCGUCGGGGGACAGGACCAUUAAGGUGUGGAGCACGAGUACCUGCGAGUUUGUCCGGACCCUGAACGGGCACAAGCGGGGCAUUGCCUGCCUGCAGUACCGCGAUCGGCUCGUCGUCAGCGGGUCCUCGGACAAUACCAUUAGGCUAUGGGACAUUGAAUGUGGUGCCUGCUUAAGAGUAUUAGAAGGCCAUGAAGAACUGGUUCGAUGCAUCAGGUUUGACAACAAGAGGAUUGUUAGUGGAGCCUACGAUGGCAAAAUCAAAGUCUGGGACUUGCAAGCUGCUCUGGACCCUCGUGCCCCAGCAAGCACGUUGUGCUUGCGGACAUUAGUGGAACAUUCAGGCCGUGUCUUCAGACUCCAGUUUGAUGAGUUUCAGAUCAUUAGCAGUUCCCACGACGAUACGAUUCUGAUUUGGGAUUUCCUAAACGUGCCACCCAGUGCCCAGAACGAGACCCGCUCUCCAUCUAGAACAUACACGUACAUCUCCAGAUAACAGUCUGCACUUUACUGCCCUCGGAAGGGUUUCACAGUCUUGAACUACUGGAUUUUUGGCUACUACAUGCCUGAAGAUGUUGAUUGACAGCUAAAGUCAGAAUUGGUUCUAGAUGCUGUGUAGAUGCAAAGCAGCACAAUCCUGUAUCUAAAUUCCAUAACCUUUCCUGCUCUCAGUGGUCGUCUCUGAAUUUGCUACAAAUUCACUGACUUCGAGUAGACGAAUUUCAGAAGCCUGGCCUUCCCUGCAAUGAAAAAUCCAAAGCUUCACCUGUAAAUUGUCCGUAGAAACUGAACUCUGAUGGCUUGUUUUUCGGAAAUAAAUCGGAAGUCAAGAAAGGACUUGGCCUAAUUUAUAUUGCUUUGCACUUUUGUCUGACUUUAAAGGAAAAAAAAACAUUCUCCGAUGAAAUUUGGGUGCCAAACACAUGCCCAGAAUGUACAGAGCUUUGCUUUCAAAGUCACCACUGUCCUUUAGACUUUGCUCUCAUGGCAGAUUCAGAGCCUGUUUGGUUUGCUAGGAGUGUGCGUUGGACUCUUAGAAAUAUUCCUGACUCGAUCAGUAAUAUUUUUGGAUUACCGUUUACUGGUUUCUGCACCAAUAAUUUCUUUUAAAUUAAAGAUUACCUGUAAUUCAGGCUAGGUUAUCUAAAC